Messenger RNA from Myotis daubentonii (Daubenton's bat), 2188 nucleotides. RefSeq names its product solute carrier family 23 member 1 (gene SLC23A1). Gene Ontology annotation, cellular component: membrane. NCBI's taxonomy places the organism in Eukaryota, Metazoa, Chordata, Mammalia, Chiroptera, Vespertilionidae. Gene Ontology annotation, molecular function: transmembrane transporter activity. Gene Ontology annotation, biological process: transmembrane transport. The record is from RefSeq and is a predicted model, not a curated record.
UGGGAGCAGAAAGCCAAGAAGGGAGAGGAGAGAACAGGCAGACAGAGGAACAGGCUGGAGGCUGGACAGGCAGACGGAUUCAGGGCUGUGGCAUGAAGCUCCUUCCCAGCUGGAGAGCGGUGCUGCCUGUGGGCGCUCGGGGCCGGGUCUGGCCAUGGGCACAACAACCCAGAAGAACUGCUCACACCUGUGUCCCAGAGAUGAGGGCCCAGGAGGACCCCGAGGGCCAGACACAGCAUGAGGACCUGGGCUUAGCAGGGCCCUCCACGAAGGACCCCCCGGUGCCCCUGCCCACAGAGCCCAAGUCCGACAUGCUGUACAAGAUCGAAGACGUGCCGCCCUGGUAUCUGUGCAUCCUGCUGGGCUUCCAGCAUUACCUGACAUGCUUCAGUGGCACCAUUGCUGUGCCCUUCCUCCUGGCUGAGGCGCUGUGUGUGGGCCGUGACCAGCACAUGGUCAGCCAGCUCAUUGGCACCAUCUUCACCUGCGUGGGCAUCACCACCCUCAUCCAGACCACGCUGGGCAUCCGGCUGCCGCUGUUCCAGGCUAGUGCCUUUGCAUUUCUGAUCCCAGCUAAAGCCAUCCUGGCCCUGGAGAGAUGGAAAUGUCCCCCAGAAGAGGAGAUCUAUGGCAACUGGAGUCUGCCCCUGAACACUUCUCAUAUCUGGCACCCACGGAUGAGAGAGGUCCAGGGUGCAAUCAUGGUAUCCAGCAUAGUGGAAGUGGUGAUUGGGCUGAUGGGACUGCCUGGGGCCCUGCUCAGCUACAUUGGGCCUCUCACGGUCACCCCCACUGUCUCCCUUAUUGGCCUCUCUGUUUUCCAAGCUGCUGGUGACCGAGCAGGCUCCCACUGGGGAAUCUCAGCUUGCUCCAUUCUCCUGAUCGUCCUCUUCUCCCAGUACCUGCGCAACCUCACCUUCCUGCUGCCAGUCUACCGCUGGGGCAAGGGCCUCAGUCUCUUCCGCAUCCAGAUCUUCAAGAUGUUUCCUAUUGUGCUGGCCAUCAUGACCGUGUGGCUGCUCUGCUACAUCCUGACCCUGACAGAUGUGCUGCCCACAGACCCUACAGCCUACGGCUUCCAGGCACGAACGGACGCCCGAGGGGACAUCAUGGCUAUUGCACCCUGGAUCCGAAUCCCCUACCCCUGUCAGUGGGGCCUGCCCACAGUGACUGCAGCUGCUGUCCUAGGAAUGUUCAGUGCCACAUUGGCGGGUAUCAUUGAAUCCAUCGGAGAUUAUUAUGCUUGUGCCCGCCUGGCUGGUGCACCACCCCCUCCAGUACAUGCUAUCAACAGGGGCAUCUUCACCGAAGGCAUCUGCUGCAUCAUCGCAGGGCUGUUGGGCACCGGCAAUGGGUCCACCUCGUCCAGCCCCAACAUUGGCGUCCUGGGGAUUACCAAGGUGGGCAGCAGGCGCGUGGUGCAGUAUGGUGCGGGCAUCAUGCUGGUCCUGGGCACUAUUGGCAAAUUCACAGCCCUCUUCGCUUCGCUCCCUGACCCCAUCCUGGGAGGCAUGUUCUGCACCCUCUUCGGCAUGAUAACCGCUGUGGGGCUGUCCAACCUGCAGUUCGUGGACAUGAACUCCUCCCGCAACCUCUUCGUGCUCGGAUUUUCCAUGUUCUUUGGACUUACACUGCCGAAUUACCUGGAGUCCAACCCCGGCGCCAUCAACACAGGUAUUCCUGAAGUGGACCAGAUUCUGACUGUGCUACUGACCACGGAGAUGUUCGUGGGUGGGUGCCUUGCUUUCCUACUGGACAACACAGUGCCAGGAAGCCCAGAGGAAAGAGGCCUGGUACAGUGGAAAGCUGGGGCCCAUGCCAACAGUGAGAUGUCUACCAGUCUCAAGAGCUAUGAUUUCCCCUUUGGGAUGAACAUGAUAAAAAGGAUUGCCUUUCUGAAAUACAUUCCUAUCUGCCCAGUCUUCAAAGGAUUUUCUUCAAGGUCAAAAGAUCAGCGUCCAGUUCCAGAAGAUAUUUCAGAGAAUAGAGAAACUGGGCCCGUGUGCACCAAGAUCUGAAAAAUUACUCCCAGGAAAGGUAGGAUGUGUUAGUUUAUGGCUUUUGUGCGAGGAUUGAAAAAUCACAUUCUUAUAUGCUUUAUCCAAAGGAAAACCAAACUACUUGGUUUCCCUUUUUGUGACUCAUUUGAGUGUCUUCAAGGGGAAGGUAAACUGGGUUAAAAAGUCAA